Molecule: messenger RNA, 2619 nt
Organism: Sorghum bicolor (sorghum)
Lineage: Eukaryota; Viridiplantae; Streptophyta; Magnoliopsida; Poales; Poaceae
Product: trifunctional UDP-glucose 4,6-dehydratase/UDP-4-keto-6-deoxy-D-glucose 3,5-epimerase/UDP-4-keto-L-rhamnose-reductase RHM3
Exons: 3
Coding region: 284-2344 (686 amino acids)
Biological process (GO): nucleotide-sugar metabolic process
Molecular function (GO): dTDP-glucose 4,6-dehydratase activity
Source: RefSeq, a predicted model, not a curated record
UUCCACCACCACCACCGCCUUCCCUCCUCCCUUCCACCACCACCACCGUCUGCAUUUAUUAACCACCCCUCAUCCACGACCUCUCAGAUCUCUCUUCAACCGAUGUCAUCUGCUCCUGCCCCGGCUGAGGCACGCAUUGCGUACGGUACAAACCGCAAACACCCCCCCUCUCUCUCUCUCUAAUCGAUGCCGGUCCGUUGUGUCACCUGAGGCGACACGCUUAGACUUCUCAUUGUCAUGGUUGUGGGAGUUCGCUGCCCAGCCUCCUGCAUUGCGUAUUUGCAUGCUUGGUGUUCGCUUCCUUCUUCGACAACAGGAUUCUAAAAGCAAUCAUACAGGGGACAUGGCGAGGCCUUACAAGCCUAAGAAUAUCCUCAUUACAGGAGCUGCUGGCUUUAUCGCAUCCCAUGUCGCGAUCCGUGUUACCAAGAAGUACCCCGAUUACAAGAUCGUUGUCCUUGACAAACUUGACUACUGCUCUAAUCUGAAGAACCUGCUCCCUGUGAGCUCGUCACCAAACUUCAAGUUUGUCAAGGGAGAUAUUGCAAGCGCUGAUCUUGUCAACUUCCUUCUUGUCACGGAGAAAAUUGACACCAUAAUGCACUUCGCAGCCCAGACACAUGUUGACAAUUCAUUUGGGAAUUCUUUCGAAUUUACCAAGAACAAUAUUUAUGGUACACAUGUUCUUCUUGAGGCCUGCAGGAUUACUGGUCAGAUCAAGAGGUUCAUCCAUGUCAGCACUGAUGAGGUCUAUGGGGAGACUGAUGAGGAUGCAGUUGUUGGGAACCAUGAAGCAUCACAGCUGCUUCCCACAAACCCAUAUGCAGCCACCAAAGCGGGAGCAGAGAUGCUUGUCAUGGCAUAUGGGAGAUCCUAUGGACUUCCGGUUAUCACCUCUCGAGGAAACAAUGUCUUUGGCCCCAAUCAGUUUCCUGAGAAGCUUAUCCCAAAGUUUAUUCUUUUGGCAAUGAGAGGGGAGCCACUCCCUAUCCAUGGUGAUGGAGGCAAUGUCCGUAGCUACAUCUAUUGUGAGGAUGUUGCGGAGGCAUUUGAGGUCAUCCUACAUCAUGGAGAAGUUGGACAUGUGUAUAAUAUUGGAACAAAGAGAGAGAGGACAGUAAUUGAUGUAGCAAAAGAUGUUUGUAAGCUUUUCAGUCUUGAAGCUGGCAAAGUCAUCAUGUUUGUCGAGAACAGACCUUUCAAUGACCAGAGGUAUUUCUUGGACGAUGAGAAGCUCAAGAGCCUUGGAUGGGCUGAGCGCACCCCAUGGGAGGAAGGCUUAAAAAAGACAAUGGAAUGGUAUGUAGCAAAUUCUGAUUAUUGGGGUGAUGUUUCUGGGGCCUUACUGCCUCAUCCAAGGACAUUGAUGAUGCCAGGGUACGAGGGCUCUGAAGAGAUUAAAGGAAUUCUCAGUCAGUUCAAUAACAUUCAAACAAAGGUCACUUCAACAUUGGAUACUGCUCUAGAAACGCAUGCCUUCAAGUUCCUGGUAUAUGGCAGGACAGGAUGGAUCGGUGGACUUCUUGGAAAAAUAUGUGAGAAGAAAGGAAUUCCAUAUGAGUAUGGAAAAGGCCGCUUGCAAGAACGUUCUUCACUCAACCUGGAUAUCCAAACUAUUAAGCCAACACAUGUCUUCAAUGCCGCUGGUGUUACUGGAAGGCCCAAUGUUGACUGGUGUGAGUCACACAAACCAGACACCAUUCGUACCAAUGUUGUGGGCACCUUAAAUCUAGCAGACGUAUGUAGGGAGCAUGGCUUAUUGAUGAUGAACUACGCGACUGGGUGCAUAUUUGAGUAUGAUGCAGAUCAUCCUGAAGGGUCAGGUAUUGGUUUCAAAGAGGAAGAUACACCAAAUUUUACAGGUUCAUUCUACUCGAAGACGAAGGCAAUGGUCGAGGAGCUAUUGAGGGAGUAUGAGAAUGUCUGCACUCUGCGAGUUCGAAUGCCAAUAUCCUCUGACCUCAACAACCCCCGAAACUUUGUGACAAAGAUCAGCCGUUACAACAAGGUGGUGAACAUCCCCAACAGCAUGACGAUGUUGGACGAGCUCCUGCCUAUCUCAGUGGAGAUGGCAAAGAGGAACCUGCGGGGCAUCUAUAACUUCACCAACCCUGGUGUUGUCAGCCACAACGAGAUCCUAGAGAUGUACAAGCAGUACAUCGACCCUAGCUUCAAGUGGACAAACUUCACCCUUGAGGAGCAGGCCAAGGUUAUUGUCGCGCCACGAAGCAAUAAUGAGAUGGAUGCAACCAAGCUGAAGAAAGAGUUCCCCGAACUGCUAUCGAUCAAAGACUCGUUGAUCAAGUUUGUCUUUGAGCCCAAUAGGAAGGUGCCUAUAAACUGAAGGGACAGCACAGUUAUUACUGUACAACACAGUAACCAUUAUAAGCAAGUAUAUAGUAGGAGCAAAUUGCCACAAUUGAUUCAUUAGAAUGUUAUUCCUCAUACAUAGCAGCAUAUCUUAACUAUCGAUUGAUUUACAGCUGAAUAGGCGAUGUAUAUAAAUAUGGUAAUCAACACUGACCAUUGCCCAAUUUGUUGGAGACAUCACCAGCCUAUGUGUACCACCACUUUGUCCAAUAGGAAGCUGGAAUGAUUCUAUGAUACUACUCAAUCUGA